Molecule: messenger RNA, 563 nt
Organism: Tilletiopsis washingtonensis
Lineage: Eukaryota; Fungi; Basidiomycota; Exobasidiomycetes; Entylomatales
Product: DUF1772-domain-containing protein
Exons: 3
Coding region: 16-537 (173 amino acids)
Source: RefSeq, a predicted model, not a curated record
CUCUGCAUCUCCAGCAUGCUGCGUCUGCGCCUGUGUGCCGUCGGCCUCGUGGCGUCUGGCCUCGCCUCAGGCCUGGCGCUCGCGUUCCCGCUGCUCGUCAACCCGCACUUCGCCUCGGCGCAGGGCGACGCCGUCAUGCCCGCCGCCGCGAGCGCAAACCUCAACCUUGCGCAGCGCCUGACGCUCUGGAAUCGGGCCUACGGUCUCGGCCAUUAUGUCCCCGUAUUUGCUGUAUCAGCAGCUUGUGCGCUGGCUGGCGCCGGACAGCACGCCGCAGUGCCGCUGCGGCGCUGGCUGCUCGGCGCCAGCGUGCUGCACGUGUCGAUCAUCCCCUUCACGCUGCUCUGCAUCAUGCCCGUCAACAUGCGCCUGGCCGAGCUGCGCAUCGCGGCCAACAAGGGCGAGGAGGUCCAGGCGCCCGAGGUCGAGUCGCUUUUCAAAAAGUGGGCUGCGCUGCACAACGUGCGCGUCGCCGUCUCGAUUGCGGCGUUCUCGACGGCCGUCGGGAGCGUCGUCGUGGGAACGCCGGCGUGGUAGGCAGCCGCCGUCGGGCGCAAUGGGAG